This is a messenger RNA of Adelges cooleyi (spruce gall adelgid), 1890 nucleotides long. RefSeq names its product sodium/hydrogen exchanger 9B2-like. Bases 221 to 1774 code for a protein of 517 amino acids. The record is from RefSeq and is a predicted model, not a curated record. Gene Ontology annotation, molecular function: antiporter activity. NCBI's taxonomy places the organism in Eukaryota, Metazoa, Arthropoda, Insecta, Hemiptera, Adelgidae. The transcript is spliced from 10 exons. Gene Ontology annotation, cellular component: membrane. Gene Ontology annotation, biological process: proton transmembrane transport.
UGCAAACGCUUGUGACGCUUUUAAUGUAAUAAUCGUCAAAACUGCGGUGACUUGUCGACCGGUCUUAAGUGAAUUAUUUUUAAUUUAAAAACCUAUUUCGAUACAUACGUUACCGUUGAAUGAAUAUUGUACAUCGGUAUCCGUCGAAAUUGCUGCCGUGACAUAAAAUUGUUGAUGACUCUGUGUGUGUGUGUGUGUAAUAUUUCAAGAAAAAUAAAUCAUGGAUAACAAUAACGUGCGAAUAACAAUUAUCGAUGGCGCGUCGUUAAAAGUAAAUCAGUCCGUGCCCGACGAGGAUGAUAACCCGAGAGACACCGUAGAGCCGAAACAUAACAACGGUACAGAUCAUCAACUAUUAAAAAAACCUGUCGAACGUCAAAAUUAUUCAACCAUGUCUGAUGGUCACUCGUUGGACGAAAAUGGAAUUAUAUCAUUUCGUCGGACCGAGUGCGGUACCAAAGUGCGAACGGCGUGCAACAUCCUGACGAGUUCGAUUUGCAUAGUAAUCACUUGGGCGAUAAUGUACAUGAUCUUCGACCACAACAAGAUGGCCGGUUCGCAGCUGGCAUCGGUCGCGUUGCUCGUCACCAGUUCGUGGGUCGGCGGCAAGAUUGCCGAACAACUGUACAUGCCCUCCAUGAUGGGCAUGCUGAUGGCCGGCGUGCUGCUCAGCAACUUUGGUUACUACGACGUCAACAACAGCUUUCAGAUAUACAUAAUCAUACUGAGAGAAAUAGCCCUCACCGUACUGCUCGUAGCGUCCGGCCUGAGUCUCGACAGUGCCAUGUUGAGAAAACUCAGCUUGGUCGUCGUCCAACUGGCCAUAUUGCCGUGCAUCACCGAAACGCUAGCCGCCGCAGUCGUCACGCACUAUCUGAUCGGGUUGCCUUGGAUUUGGGGAAUUUUGCUCGGAUGCAUUUUGAGUCCGGUCAGCUCGGCGGUCAUCUUGCCGACGUUGUUGUCUUUAAAGCAAAAAGGUCUCGGCGAAGACAAGGGCAUUAUUACGCUUGUAAUGGCCGCGUGCAGUUUUGACGAUAUAUUCUGUAUUUCUGCCUUCGGCGUGUGCCUUAGUAUUAUAUUUUCUACAAGUAGUUGGGAAUUGAACGUAAUGCAAGGGCCGCUAGAAGUUCUCAUAGGUCUAUUUUGCGGCAUAAUUUGGGGUGUCGUCGUUGGAUUUAUACCGCACAAAUGUGAAGAAAACUUGAACGUUAAACGAGCCUAUAUCGCCGUAGGUGGAGGCAUAUUGCUCAUGUUUGGAUGUACGAUCAUCGGCUAUUCCGGCGCUGGUCCUUUGGCCGCGAUGACCGCUGCGUUUGUGGCAAACAUAUGCUGGAAAAACAACAAUUCCUAUAAUGAAAACGUGGAAAACAUUGUAAACAAGACGUGGGACAUGUUGGAGCCAAUAUUAUUCGCAUCCAUCGGGACGGAAAUCAAUUUAGCAAAUUUGAAAUCGUCGUUACUCAUAUCGGCAUCUAUUCUUCUUAUUAUUACGUCGCUUGUAAGAGUCCUUACUUGUUUCUUUGUGCUGAGAGAUACAAAUUUCAAUCUACGCGAGAAAUUCUUCGUGAACAUAGCGUGGUUGCCAAAAGCCACAGUACAAGCGGCAAUUGGACCGAUCGCAUUGGACAUGGCUCGUCGUAAUCACAACGUAGAUCAAGUGAACUACGCGUCCGACGUACUGGCAAUCAGCGUGUUGGCGAUAAUCAUAACGGCGCCGGUCGGGGCUAUUUCCAUGACUCUACUCGGCGACUACUUAUUACGGAAACAAUAUUGAUAAAGGAUAAAAAAAAAAUAUUUAUAUAUUUUAUGUGAUCCCAAUGUCCUGUUAUACAAUACUAGUCAAGUUUCCUAUGUUAUUUACUUGAAUAUACAUAACUGAAUUGUUGGUUU